Metopolophium dirhodum (rose-grain aphid) is the source of this 2293-nucleotide messenger RNA. Its product is annotated as SET and MYND domain-containing protein 4-like. The transcript is spliced from 5 exons. The coding region runs from base 177 to 2072 and encodes 631 amino acids. Lineage: Eukaryota; Metazoa; Arthropoda; Insecta; Hemiptera; Aphididae. The record is from RefSeq and is a predicted model, not a curated record. Gene Ontology annotation, molecular function: protein binding.
UAUACAUUCUACAAUAUUGCCAUUUUGUCUUUGGUGUUCCGAAUUUACAUAAUCCAAUAUAAUAAAUGUUCAGUGUUCCACUUCGCGGUGAGCGGUUUAAGUGACAGGUAACGCCUUUUGCGCCCAGUGCGAAUAUAGAUCUUUAUAGGCAGGACAAAUAACUAUACUCGUCCAACAUGACGUUGGAAUACGACAAUUUUUUUCACUACUCGUCUCGGCUGCUGAUGGCCGAGGUGCUGGGCGACGUUUACGUGGAAAUGUCCAAGAUGGAGUCUGCAAACAGUCGGUUCAUGUUCACGCGCGGCCUGCUCCACAAACACAAAAUGCUGAUCCCGACGUUGGACAUCGACAUCGAGUACGAUCAUCCCAUCAUGUCGACGAGCCUCCGACAAAAUGGCAACGUAUUAUUCAAUGCCAAGUUCUACACAGAGGCCGCCAAAAUUUACACCAAGAGUUUAACGGGCAGCAAUCCGAGCACCGAGUAUUACGCGCUCGCGCUGGCCAACCGAUCGGCCGCGUACUUCCACAUGGGCCAGUACGAGCUUUGCCUGAAGGACGUACGUUGUGCCAUGUACUCCAAUUUCCCGUCCAAACUCGCGUACAAGCUAUACGAGCGGGCCGGGCACGCAGAACGCAAGUUGGGUUUCGUCGAACGGGCGAAGCAGAGCUACGCCGUAUGUCUGACACGACUGGACGAGGCGGACAUGUCUGCGGAGAACAAGCGCAAGUUCAGAGCGGCGGUCGAAAUUGCCGCUACCGAGUGCGAGGAGCUGCUGACUGCAGAGCGGAAAAUGACGACGAAAACACAUCGCGUCGAGCAUCUGGUUGGCGGAAGAAACGAAAAUAUCCCUGCACUAUCGGCCUUUGUGGAACUGAAAAUGUCCGAGGAUAUGGGACGAGGUGUUUAUGCCACCCGCGAUAUAAACCCCGGUGAUGUUGUGGCCAUAGACGAACCUUACAUUGGUGGGCCUAUUCGAGACGUUUGUCAUUAUAAUGGUUGUCUAAAAUUGGAAAUCGCUCCUAUUUGCUGUCCAAAAUGUUUAUUGGUUUAUUACUGCAAUAAAGACUGUAUGGAUAAAGAUUACAAAGAUGGACAUCAUUUGGAAUGUCCAAUUAUAUAUUUCAUCAAAUCAACACCAGGAAACACAAGAAUGAAUGAACUUGCUAUGAAGUGGUUUUUAAAAGAGUAUUUAAAAAUGGGUUUGAAAAAAUAUUGUUCGAUAGUUGAUAACUUUUCUGAAUCUAAAAUUGAUCCUAUGACAAGGGGUUUUGAUGAGAGUGGUCAAUAUAAGUCUGAUAAUUUUUUAACAGCUUAUUCUUUGGAUAAUAGAGAAAACAAAAUGUCAAUAGACGUCUUGUUUUUUUUUAACUGUAUUGCUGUGGAUAUGUUACAUUAUUUAAUAUUAAGUGGCGUCAAAAUUCCAAAUUUGUAUAUGGGUAGUGUGGGGGCUUCCUUGGUGCAUAUUCUAACUGUUUUAGAUUUAAAUUCCAGAAAGUUAAACAUCAAUUCCCCUUCUGUAUCUUUUCGAAGAGAUCGCAAACUUACUCUUACAAUAGCAUUAACUUUGUAUCCAACCAUUUCUUUGUUCAACCAUUCUUGUGAUGCAAAUAUUAAGCGGAGUGGAGAAAUAUCUGAUAGAAUAAGAGUUAUGAAAGCAAUUCAACCAAUUCCCAAAGGAACUCAGUUAUGCUGUACUUAUGGAAUAAUGUUUAAAGGACAUGAUAAAGAAUCAAGGCAAAAACUUUGCAAUGAUCGUUUUUACUUCAAGUGCUACUGCCAGCCUUGCAUAAAGAAUUGGCCAACUUUUAAUUUUAUGCACCUUUAUGCAUUAAAUAUUCUGAAUCCUACUAUGGCAGAUAUUGUGUCAUCCGAGUGCUUAAAAUUUGUGAAAUUUACAAAAUCAGUGGAACCAAAAGAUCAUUGUCAGCAUUUAAACUAUUUAUAUUCUUUUAUUAAACUUUUGUAUGCUAAUGUAAAACGACCAUUUGCAUUAUAUGAGGAAUGUCUUGAAAUGAUAUAUAAUGCCCAUAGCAUAAGUACCAAUGCACUAACUGUUUGUGAACAUCCAUGAAUAUUGAUCGAUAUCUUACUUUUAUAAUAGGUUUAUUAAUAAUUAAGUGAUUUUUAGUUGUAUCAAAAGUAGCAAUUUGUAUUCAAUUAUUCUUAUAAGUGAUUUAUUAUGAUUUAAAUGAGUUAUUUUUUUUUUACAUUAGAUUCAUUAAUUAUGUUACAUUAUAUUAUCAUAUUUUUAUUGGCUUAAUGCAUGUCUAGAUUACUUACAACUGCAACAGC